AUGCAUAUGACGGAAGGCCCUAUGCAAGAUGAUGCUCCUAGGGUUGUCGAGCAGUUAUAUGAUGUGAGCUUGGUGCGAGGGCUUGAAGAUCCGCCUACCUCUGUCCUAGGUAGCGGAGAUCAUGGAAUCAUGGACGAGCUAAUGCUCAGUAUUUAUGAGGGUCAGGGAUUGUCUCCUAUACAGCCGAAUCCUGCUCUGGGUCCCCCCUCCCUCGAUAACCACCCAUCAUUGUCUUCUCAGCUAUGUGGUUUGACCGGUGAUAUGGAUCCCUAUGUUCUACGACACUAUCGUUUCGAUGCAAGGGCAGAGUUUCCAUUUUCCAAGCUUGCUAUACGUUCAGUGCAGGAUGCAGAGAUGCCAGUGCAAUUUUUGUUGUCGAAGCCCGAGUUGAGCAACGAGUCGAAGGCCGCAAGUAGCCUGGAAGCACUAUUUGCUGAGGAAGCGUUGCCCGAAUUAUCGCAAAUCGUUGCUCCAGAGAUUGGGGAACGACUGAUCAAAUUGUUUUCGCGUUUCAUCAACCGGCAAUUUCCUAUCUUGUCUGAGGAUAGCCUGCCAGCGCCACGAGCCGCGUCGGCACAUCUCCUAGCGGCGAUAUACUUGAUCACUCAGCCCUUUACGACGUUCGAUGACUACUUAUGUAUCGAGUUCGUUUACAGUCCUCCGUCGCCGCAAGUCUUAUUCAAAAUUGCCUGGAGCGAACUCAAUAAUGCCAUAUCCCAACCUACAGUUCAGUCUUUGCAAGCAGCACUCAUCCUCCUAUUGCACCCACCUCUGAAUCCUUUGUUGCUUGACAGCGCAGAGAAGUGGACGCUUCUCGGUAUGACUGUGUCAAUGGCACAAACACUUGGUCUACAUCUAGACCCUACCAUGUGGAACCUACCAUCAAAUGAGGUCCGUACCCGUCGUCGUCUAUCGUGGGCGGUAUUCGCCCUAGACAAAUGGCUUGCCUUUAGCUUUGGCAGACCAAGCCACAUCUCAAAGGAUAAUUGGCUCAUUACUGAAUUGGAUUCGAGCGAUGUUGAACCUGGGGACACUACCAGUGGUACUACUUAUUCAUAUGCAAUCGAAUUCUCCAGGCUCACCACAAUACUGGACAAAGUUCUGACAAGUCUUUAUUCCUUACGUUCAUUGUCCACCCUCUGCAAAGACUUUAGUUUGACAAUCUCUAGCGCUCGUCCUCUUAUGCAAGACCUCACAACAUGGUAUACUGACCUACCUUUAUCCCUAGCCAUGGAACCGACGCCCGGGUGUAAACAAGCAUCAAAUGACUCAGCGUCUCUCCACAUCGCCUAUCAAUCUGUAAAGAUUCUAAUCCUCCGUGCACUGCUCCGCCCCUUUCACAAUGUGGAUCACCUUUCCUCCGAGCUAGAGCGAAAUGAAGAGUGGCAUGCCGCACGAUCGCAGAUUCGCCAGACGGCGUCGGCUGAGUCAGAUGCAGCGCUGAGCCUUAUAUCGAGCCUACAGCCGGCACACUACCAGGCAUUCUGGGCACCUUGUAUGUGUGACAUGAAAUGUCUUCAUAAGGCCUGUAUACUGACCAGAACAGGGUUGAAAACAUCCUUUGCUUGUAUCAUGAAUCUUCUGUUCCUUCUGACGGUUACCGCUCACCAACUAUGUGGUUCUGAAGGCACAUAUCCUAGGGAAGAAUACAGGCGGCACAGGCAGACUCUUGAUCGGGCGAGAAUGGUAUUUCGUUUGCACGCAAAAAGUCUAGAUAUCAUUCGAUUUGCCCUUUUACGCAUCGACGCGGUAUUUUGGAUCGGGGAGGAUGCACAGGUUCACGAAAAGUCCAACUGCCAGAAAUGCUUCAUCUCUGCAGCAAAUCUCAACACAAUGUUGGAAUUUCUUCGAUGGUACGCGGAUAUCUCGCUUUGUCAGCUCUUUUGCAUAACCACCGCACGCCGGAUUCACCACCAGCACCGGAUGAUGCUGACGGGCUUAACAAUCGAUAAGAUAUGUAGUCAAGUAGAGGCAGCUAUUGGUGACCUCCUUACAGCUCUUCAGAUCAUAUCCGAAGAUGCCGGAAUAUCCGUUGCGGAUCUCAUCGAUGACGUCGUCUUUCCCGAUAUGGACAUUGACUUGCUACUCUCCCUCGUCAUCGUCAGCAGAUUUCGUGAAGAGUUGGGCCUGGAUAACGACUCAAGCUCGAGUUCAAUUGCGGCAGAAACGUCAAGUAGGAGCCCAAGCCCGGUCGAACGAGUUUCGCUUUUUGAGGACAGAGUAGAUGGUACUCCCAUCUCAUCGCAGGACAGUGACACCAUGGAACAGAUUCAAACUGUCCGCCAGGCUACCUCAGUUGUCCUCCAGGGCUCUCCGAAAACCUGUAGCAGAACUUUAUUCCUCCUCCCAGAUGGGUCAGGCUCUGCCACAUCCUACGCUUCGCUUCCUCGAAUCGAUAAAGACACUUGUGUUAUUGCGCUCAACUCUCCAUACAUCAAGGACCCCUCGAAGCUCUCUCACUGCUCGCUUGGCGAUCUCAUCGAGGGAUACCUGAAUGAACUGCGUCGACGCCGACCAACCGGCCCCUACCACCUCGGUGGAUGGUCGGCGGGAGGGAUUCUCGCCUAUCGACUUGCGCAGAUACUCAGUGGCGAAGGAGAAGAGGUUCGCAGUCUUAUCCUCAUUGACUCGCCUCCACCCCGGGGCCUGGAUCGACUGCCACAGCACUUCUACGAAAUGUGCGAUUCGCUCAACAUCUUCGGCCAAUUGGGUAAGAAACCUAAUGUGGAGGAGAGCAAGAGGCGUGCCACAAAGAAGCCUGACUGGUUGAUUCCGCACUUUAAUGGGGUCAUCGAUAUCCUGCACAAUUACUGGGCCGAGCCCCUCGUGGACUCUCAAUGCCUCAAAGUCUCCCUCAUCUGGGCCUGUACUAGUAUUAUGGAUGAUGCAAAUUUGCCACCCUUGAUGCCUCACAAGGACGAUACGGAGGGAAUAAAAUUCUUGACGGAGAAAAGAAGGGACUUUUCUGGCAAUGGCUGGGAAGAUCUCUUCCCAGGGAGUCAGCUUGUCAUUGAGAAGGCCCACGGCGCGAAUCACUUCUCUAUGAUGCAAGGGCCAUUCGUUAUUGAAUUGGCGCAGUUCAUACGCAAGGCGAUGUUCUAG
This is a messenger RNA of Aspergillus oryzae RIB40, 3102 nucleotides long. RefSeq lists its product as uncharacterized. Lineage: Eukaryota; Fungi; Ascomycota; Eurotiomycetes; Eurotiales; Aspergillaceae. The coding region runs from base 1 to 3102 and encodes 1033 amino acids. Gene Ontology annotation, molecular function: zinc ion binding; DNA binding. Gene Ontology annotation, cellular component: nucleus. The transcript is spliced from 7 exons. The record is from RefSeq and is a predicted model, not a curated record. Gene Ontology annotation, biological process: DNA-templated transcription.